AUGUGGGAAUGUAGGAAAGGGAACAAUCCGAACAGCAGAAACUGUGAGCACUGUGCAAAGGAGGGAAAGCAGGUGGAACUGAGGGGGGCAAGAACAAACAAGAAGCAAACCGAACGGGGAACGAGACAUCUGAAUCUCGUCGAGGAAGCUCUAGAGAUCGAAGAGGAGACGGGCGUUCAGAUCGACGGGCCCCUCGCCGUGUUGAAGCUUGGCAAAGAAGCAGCUCUUCUGCAACUCGUCUCUGAGAAUCACAUCUCGAAGUCCAAUGCUGACGAGCUUCUCGAGAGUGCAAACGCUUUUAAGAACACGAGAGAGGCAGCCGGCGGAGAAGCUGAGUGCAAGAGUGGGGCGCUGCAAGACGCUGUAGACGCAGUACCAAACGUCGAGUCUUCAUCAUCACCCGUUGUGGUUCAAGCCAGACUACAGCUCUCUGGAAAGGCCGGCGCAGAAAAGCAAGAGCCCACUGAGAACUUUUCCAUUGAGGCAGAAUUGUGUGAAGUGGUUUUGGUGACACCAAGCUACGCGUUGGUCCCCGUCGCGGGCAGGACGUCCGCUGUCGGUUACGGACACGUGUCUUUGGACUCCGAGACGGGCAGCCUGGCGUGCCACGUGGCCAAAGGGCGGCCCUGUAGCGACUUUGCGAAGAAGGAAGCAAAAGGUGCCAAGUACUGCGGGCACACGUCGACGGUGCUCUGGGCUCUCCGCAAGUGCCCCGACGCCGCGCCGCAGCGAGUCCGUUUCUUUGCAGUCGGAGCAUCCUCUUUUGACAGCACCAUAGCUUCAGCUAGUCUCGGCGCUUCUCCUUCUCUUGCACAGCUUCCUAAGCCCUCCUCUCAGCAGAGCACGAAUCAGUGGGAUGAUCUGGAACGCUCUAAGCGUCUCCAGAUCCUUCACCCGUUUCUGACCAUGAAAUUUCCCCGCGAGCUGCCACGCCCCCUUCUCAGCUACUUAGAAUCUCGUCAUGUCUGCCUGGACAUCUGCCCGAGCCCCUGCCCGUUUACUUGGCCCGCUUUGUUCGCGUCAGAGCUUGACACUUCUCGUGAACCACGCCUACGAGUUUGCUUGCCGAAUCCAUGGGUGAAAGUUCCCGUUUUUGACGGAAACAACUGCCACCGAAUCGACAUCAAGGACCGCCCGCGAGUGGACACAAGCGCGCCCCGAGUAGUCGACAUCUCCCGCAGCUGGUUGCACGUCGAACUCUCCGGUCUCUCACCUCUCAUUCUUGGAAGGAGAAUCAAACUGCUGGACUCGGAGAGGGUCAAGCAUAGUGGGUGGAAUCGCGCCGUGGCGAAGCUCAAGCAGCUGCAUAAACUAGCGUACGGCGUGGCUGGGGACGGCAAGAAAGACGACUUUGUGAAGCGAUUCGAGAGCCUGCGGCUGCACGCAGAGGGGGCCGAAGCAGAAGAUUCGUCAGCGUGCACGAAGUUCUUCUCGGCGUUCAACGCGAGCACGGCCGGGGUUUCCAAGGGAUUGUGUACGUGUGGUCUGUGCAACUUCUUCACGGUCAACCUGGAAGCGGAGAUUCCGCAGAUGAAACCUAUAUUCACGUUCAGCCUUCUUUUGCAAAACCCAAAAGACAUGGUCCUUGAUCAAAAGUGGGCCCCGAAGGCCCUGGUAUACGAUCACGUAUGCCAGGCCCUUCUUGGCGCAAGGAAGGACCACCCGAUCGCCUUCCCAACCGCCGGAAGAGUCCCUACUUCGGGAAAGGACCCGGACCGAUUCGCACACCUAGCUGACGUCAGCCCCGACUUUCAAAGCACGGCUUCGCGUUCCGUUUCAAAGCCCACCGGAGAGCCCCCUAGCGGAACGCGGCUGGAAACACUCGCGGAGGGCUUUGCACCCGAGAGUAUCCCCCGUAAGGCGGCAGCCAUGUUAAGCGGGGCGACGGAAGACAAGAUGACGUCAGCCACUAUGGAGUUCGUAGCGGAGACGCUGGACGAAAUCUUGAGAGGCGCCGUCAGCGCCAACAAUCUGGAAACUUUCACCCCAGCGCAUUCCCGCCGGCCGAUUCUCACCUGUGGCCCCAUUCUGGAAGACGGAACACUGCGGCCGCACUCAUACUCCGGUUCCAAGCACGAAACCAUCGGGGUCGUCACAGCAUUGCAUCUUUCGAACCACUCGCAGGCGUGCUAG
This is a messenger RNA of Klebsormidium nitens, 2133 nucleotides long. The record is from the annotation of a GenBank genome assembly. Lineage: Eukaryota; Viridiplantae; Streptophyta; Klebsormidiophyceae; Klebsormidiales; Klebsormidiaceae.